Messenger RNA from Trichoderma citrinoviride, 360 nucleotides. RefSeq lists its product as hypothetical. The transcript has 4 exons. Lineage: Eukaryota; Fungi; Ascomycota; Sordariomycetes; Hypocreales; Hypocreaceae. The record is from RefSeq and is a predicted model, not a curated record. The coding region runs from base 1 to 360 and encodes 119 amino acids.
AUGCCAGACCGCGAGACCGAUUCCGAGGCCGCGGCCGCCGUACUGCGCGGCCAGCGAAGGCACUUUGAAGGAUGGCACGAGUUCCACGUAAAGGACCAGACAAGGCUCGUUGCCGAGGGGCGUGAAAUCCACAUCUACCCUGAGAGCGGGAGGAAUUCCUUUUGGAUUGACGACGGCACGGGGCCGGGAGGCGAGCCUCUUGAUCCAGGAGAUCGGGUGAGAGUGUACAACGCCAUCGUCGAGUUCAGGACGGAAAAGGAUAAAUAUCCUAUGAGGCAAACGGGCAAUAUUGUGCCCAACAACGACUUUAAACCCUACAACUACUGGACACAACUCCCCAUAAGAGAACGAAACCGUUGA